Messenger RNA from Amorphotheca resinae ATCC 22711, 1253 nucleotides. RefSeq lists its product as hypothetical. The coding region runs from base 150 to 998 and encodes 282 amino acids. Gene Ontology annotation, molecular function: ATP binding; thiamine binding; thiamine diphosphokinase activity. The record is from RefSeq and is a predicted model, not a curated record. The transcript has a single exon. Lineage: Eukaryota; Fungi; Ascomycota; Leotiomycetes; Helotiales; Amorphothecaceae. Gene Ontology annotation, biological process: thiamine metabolic process; thiamine diphosphate biosynthetic process.
CUUCGGGCUGCUGUACAUGUUUCUAUAUUUUAUUUAUUUCGCAACUGGGUAUCACAUUCUCUCAAUCCCCUCUCUAACUGAGGAGAGUUCCUCAGUAUCGGAUUCCCACGUCGAUAUUUCCCCGGUGUGGUCUUGUCUGUAAAAAUUCAAUGGCAGAAGCGGCUGAGACGGUCACCUGGUAUCCCUCUGCUAUCUUCUCAGACGAUGCUGGAGAAUAUAAAGGGUUUGGCCUCAUUGUCCUCAACCAGCCCCUAGAGCUCCGAGCCGCGUUCUACUCCAAAGUCUGGAGGAAUGCCGUUUACCAUGUUGGAGCCGAUGGAGGAGCUAACCGCGUCCACGACCUGGCCGCACCUCAGGACCUGGCCGGGGCUCUGAGUCUCGAUACCGUCAUUGGGGACUUGGAUUCACUCCGUCCAGAGAUUCGAGAGUAUUGGCUUGAGCACGGUAGCGAGCUCAUCAGUUAUGGCGAUCAGUAUUCUACGGAUUUCACAAAAGCCGUGCGGUAUAUCAAGACCUUUGAAGUUCCCAAAGAUGCUACCUUUACCCCGUCGAGAUCUGAGGCGCGGCAAGCGGCUCUUCGGAAAGUCAAAGGAGGCCCCAAGAUUCGGGACAUUGUGUGUCUCGGGGGAUUGGGAGGGCGGGUCGACCAAGGCCUGUCCACGCUGCAUCAUCUCUUCACCUUCCAGAAAGAACCGGGGUAUACGGCAGGCAAGAUGUUCCUCUUGUCCAGCGAAGCCAUAACCUUUGUCUUGAAGGCUGGGACCCAUCGGAUCCAGGUCCGUGAUGGCUCGUCGAACCUGGGCUUGGGAAAACAUAUUGGCAUUAUCCCGCUGAAAGAGCCUUCAAUCAUCACUACGCAUGGGCUAGAAUGGGACGUCACGGACUGGUUGACGGAGUUUGGAGGUCAGGUCAGCACUAGCAACCAUGUGAGGGAAGACUGGGUUACGAUUGAGACAUCGAAAGAUGUUCUAUUCACGAUUGAUCUCGAUGUUGCGUAAGGAGAGCAAUUCAUCUCUUGUUUGAGGCGUACUGUUGGGAAGAUAGACGACUUGAUUACCUAUAUAUGACCGAAUGAAACAUCUGCAUACGCCCGUUGGAAUUACAUAGACUGUUCCACGUCACCGCGUCUCGUGGUGAUUUUUGUGAGAAGAGGGGGAAAGGAACCCGGAGGGUGGGGGACGAAGGCGCGGCGUGCAUGGGAACAGUAUUGAUAACUCUAUGAGUUCUCCUCCCAUACCAGCUCUGUGGGUAAU